Molecule: messenger RNA, 1664 nt
Organism: Polyodon spathula (Mississippi paddlefish)
Lineage: Eukaryota; Metazoa; Chordata; Actinopteri; Acipenseriformes; Polyodontidae
Product: aromatase-like
Exons: 9
Coding region: 1-1521 (506 amino acids)
Molecular function (GO): monooxygenase activity; heme binding; iron ion binding
Source: RefSeq, a predicted model, not a curated record
AUGAAACAGGUCCAGGUGGAGGAGCGGAUUUUGAAGAUGCUCAUUCCAGUUCAUCAUAACAUCAUUGACAUUGUGCCAGAAUGCAUGUCUGAAACUACAGUGAUGCUUUCUCUCCUGUUGUGUCUCUUCAUGCUAGUGUGGAACUGUAAGGUUAAAGCAUCUAUACCAGGUCCCAUUUUCUUUAUGGGUAUUGGUGCACUCCUUUCAUAUGGCAGAUUUCUAUGGACAGGAAUAGGAAAUGCAAGCAACUACUACAAUGAGAAAUAUGGAGAUAGAGUCAGAGUAUGGAUUGAUGGAAAAGAAACCUUGUUUCACUCCAGAUCCUCUGCUGUGCAUCACGUAUUGAAACAUGAAAAGUAUGCCACGCGAUUCGGAAACAAGCGUGGUCUGCAGUGUGUUGGCAUGAAUGACGGUGUUAUUUUUAACUGUAACAUUACUCUUUGGAAGAAGUUACGCUCCUAUUUUGCUAAAGCUCUUACAGGUCCAACAUUGCAGAAAGCUGUAACAGCCUGUACUGAUUCCACUACCCUACACUUGAACAAGCUCCCCGAGAUGACCAAUCACUACGGCCAGGUGGACGUCUUAAUGCUACUUAGACUGAUCACUGUGAAUGUCUCCAACAGGCUAUUUCUGAAUGUUCCAAUGGACGAAAAGGAAGUGGUGUCUAAAAUACAGCAGUACUUUGACAUCUGGCAAGCACUACUUUUAAAGCCAGACAUUUUCUUCAUGUUCAAAUGGAUGUAUCAAAGACAUGAGGCUGCUGCACAGGAAUUACCAAAAGCUAUUGAUAAGCUCAUUGAGAAAAAGCGAAAGGCACUUCUAGAAGCUGAGAAAUUGGAGGAUUACAUUGAUUUCACAUCAGAAUUAAUAUUUGCUCAGAGUCACGGGGAGCUGUCUGCUGACAACGUGAAGCAAUGUGUGCUGGAGAUGCUGAUAGCUGCACCCGACACCAUGUCGGUCACUUUGUUGUACAUGCUAAUGCUUAUUGCCCAACACCCCGAGGUUGAGAGGAAACUGCUGGAGGAAAUUGACACUGUUAUAGGGGAAAAAGAAAUACAAAACAGAGACUUGCAGAAUUUAAAGGUCUUGGAAAGCUUCAUCAAUGAGAGCCUGAGAUUCCAUCCAGUGGUGGAAUUCUCCAUGCGCAGAGCCAUUGAAGAUGAUGUCAUUGAAGGCUACACUGUGAGAAAGGGAACAAACAUCAUCCUGAACAUGGGUUGGAUGCAUACAAUGGAAUUCUUUCUCAAACCACAUGAGUUCAGCCUGGAUAACUUUCACAGAACUGUUCCCAGUCGGUUCUUCCAGCCGUUCGGGUCUGGCCCUCGGUCCUGUAUAGGGAAGCACACAGCCCUGGCGAUGAUGAAAGUGAUCCUGGUUACCCUUCUGAAGAGAUACACUGUCCAGCUUCAGACAGGAUGUUCUUUAAAAACCAUGAAAACCAGCAAUGAUCUGUCUCAGCACCCCAUCGAGACUCAAAACAAGCUGGACAUGAUUAUUAUUCCCAGACAAAAAACAGAGUAAUGUUACUGUACAUUAAACUGAAAAUUGCAAGACACAAUCUUUUAUUUUCCUAUUGUUUGUUUGAUAUCACACUUUAAUCUAGGAAUGAGGUGUAGCACUAGUUAACCUGGCUGUGCAGAGUGUUGGGUUUGCUUAAUUAAAAU